Molecule: messenger RNA, 3870 nt
Organism: Beta vulgaris subsp. vulgaris (sugar beet)
Lineage: Eukaryota; Viridiplantae; Streptophyta; Magnoliopsida; Caryophyllales; Amaranthaceae
Product: mitogen-activated protein kinase kinase kinase YODA
Exons: 12
Coding region: 490-3207 (905 amino acids)
Biological process (GO): protein phosphorylation
Molecular function (GO): protein kinase activity; ATP binding
Source: RefSeq, a predicted model, not a curated record
UUGUUAUUCCCUCAUUUAAAACUUUAAUUUUCUCUCUCCUCAACACUGAGUACUGAGUAGAGUAACUCACAGACGCUGCAUCUCUCUCCUCAUCAACCUAGGGUUUCUUCUAGUUCUUUCCGCCACUGCUCGGAUCUCUCGCACCACCGUCUCUUCCUCCGCCACCGCGCCCGCACUCGCUCAUACCGUCGCGCAUAGCCGCGCUCCAAACUCCACGAACUCUUGUUGCUCAGCUCACUGCUGCGCCCAACUUCAACAGUGGCCAGUACCUUUUGAAAUGGUUUGUACUGUGUGCUCAAAUCCAGUUGAUAUUACCUUCUGUGAUCAAUCUCCUUGAAAGUGUUAAUGGAGCUUUACUUUGGUGCGUAAGUCUAAUCUCGUUGACGUACUAUGAUAAUGUAUACCUGCAUAACUUAAUGAAAUUGGCUUGUACCUGUUGCUUGAGAGUCAUCCUUUGACUUGGUUACUGAAGUUAUUGAAUACAAAACUAUGCCUUCAUGGUGGGGGAAAUUAUCAUCUAAAGAAGCAAAGAAAAAAACAGGUGAUGGAACACUCCUUGAUUCAAUACGACGGAAGUUCAGAAAUCCAUCUGAUGUGAAAUUAGAUAGUAGCUCAGGAGCAUCUCGUAGGCAUUGCAUUGACAGUAUAUCGGAGAGGGGUGCUCAAUCUAGGGCAGAGUCCAGAUCUCCUUCUCCUUCCAAGGAAUCCAAGCAUGUUGCAAGGUGUCAAAGUUUUGCUGAAAGGCCACAUUCUCAGCCACUUCCACUUCCAGGCAUGCAUCCUGCCAUUGUAAGCCGCACUGAUUCUGGAAUCAGUCUGUCAUCGAAACCAAAAACAGAAAAGAGCUCCAAGUCAUCAAUAUUUCUCCCCCUUCCAAGACCUUCCUGCAUUAGGAGCAGGGCAGAUCCUGCAGAGUUGGACAGCGAUCUGGUUACUGCUUCUGUUUCGAGUGAAAGCUCAGUAGAAAGUGAUGAUCUGACAGAGUCCCGCCUGCGUAGUCCUCAAGCAUCAGAUCUUGACAUUGGGGCUAGAACUGCAGCUGGAAGCCCAUCUAGUGUGAUACUCAAGGAUCAAUCAUCAAAAGCUGCUCAAAAUGAUUCAGUAGAAGCACCAAGACCUGUUAAUAUUCUGCUAAGCAAGCAAACUACUACUACCCCCCAUAGAAAAAGGCCUCUGGGCAAUCAUGUACCAAAUUUGCAGGUUCCUCCACAUGGAGCUUUUUUUAGUGCUCCUGACAGCUCGAUGUCUAGCCCCUCCAGGAGCCCAUUAAGAAUGGCCAACCCUGAGCAAGUUCUGAACACUGCUUUCUGGGCUAGUAAACCUUACACUGAUGUGUCGUUGCUUGGAUCUGGUCACUGCUCAAGUCCAGGUUCAGGCCACAACUCUGGCCACAAUUCUAUGGGAGGGGAUGUGUCCGGGCAAAUAUUUUGGCAACAACCAAGCAGAGGCAGUCCAGAGUACUCCCCAAUACCUAGUCCCAGAAUGACUAGCCCUGGGCCAGGCUCUAGAGUUCAGAGUGGUGCUGUGACUCCUAUCCAUCCUAGAGCUGCAGGUCCGGGCUCUGAAGCACAUGCAAGCUGGGGUGAUGACGGAAAACAACAGAGUCAUCGUUUGCCUCUUCCUCCGGUAGCUAUACCGAUUCCUUCUCCGUUCUCUCACGGAAAUUCAGCAGCCACAUCCCCCUCCGUUCCAAGAAGCCCAGCCAGAGGGGAGAACCUUCCAAGUCCCACCUCACGUUGGAAAAAGGGAAGGUUGCUUGGUAGAGGAACAUUUGGACAUGUUUAUCUCGGAUUUAAUAGUGAUACGGGUGAAAUGUGUGCAAUGAAGGAGGUUACGCUGUUUUCUGAUGACCCAAAGUCAAAGGAAAGUGCUAAGCAGCUUCAACAGGAAAUUUCUUUGUUGAGCCGGCUUCGACAUCCAAAUAUUGUGCAGUAUUAUGGUUCAGAAACUGUUGGUGAUAAACUCUAUAUUUAUUUGGAAUAUGUGUCUGGUGGGUCUAUCUAUAAGCUUCUUCAAGAAUAUGGACAGCUAGGUGAACUUGCAAUACGUAGUUAUACCCAGCAAAUAUUAUCCGGGCUUGCAUUCCUCCAUGGAAAAAAUACUGUUCAUAGGGAUAUCAAAGGUGCGAAUAUACUUGUUGACCCCAAUGGACGUGUGAAGUUGGCGGAUUUUGGUAUGGCAAAGCAUAUCACAGGACAGUCAUGUCCUUUAUCAUUCAAAGGAAGCCCCUACUGGAUGGCACCUGAGGUUAUAAAGAAUUCAAAUGGUUGCAACCUUGCUGUUGAUGUAUGGAGCCUUGGUUGCACUGUCCUAGAAAUGGCGACAACUAAACCACCAUGGAGCCAGUAUGAAGGGGUUGCUGCUAUGUUCAAGAUAGGUAACAGUAAAGAGUUACCAGCUAUUCCCGGUCAUCUAUCUGAUGAAGGAAAAGAUUUUGUGAGGUUAUGUUUGCAGCGAAAUCCACAGCAUCGUCACACAGCAGCUCAAUUACUUGAGCAUCCAUUUGUUAAGAAUACUGCUCCUUUGGAAAGGCCUAUACCAAGUCCUGAGCCAGCUGACCCUCUAACUAGUAUUUCAAAUGGGAUGAGGUCUUUGGGGGUUGGACUUGAGAGGAACCUUUCCAGCUUGGACACGGAAAGACUUGCUGUUCAUUCAUCGAGGGUUUCACCCGCUCGACCUCGCUCCAGUGAGUAUCACAUUCCACGGAACAUAUCUUGUCCUGUCUCUCCUAUUGGUAGCCCUCUAUUACAUCCAAGGUCACCUCAGCACCUUAACGGUAUGAUGUCGCCUUCUCCUAUAUCCAGUCCCCGAACUACAUCUGGCUCAUCAACACCCCUUACUGGUGGUAGUGGUGCAAUUCCAUUUCAUCACGCACAGCAGUCGCUUUAUAUGCAAGAGGGUUUUGGAGCCUUGCCCAAAUCCCCGAACAGUGUUUUCCUCAACGGUCCAUGUUACAAUGAUCGGAACCCGAACAUUCUUCGAGGGAUGCAAUCUGGAUCCCAUACUUUAACACUAGUGAGUUCCGAAAAUGAAUUUCGUGUAAAGCAGAUUGAAAGAGAACGACCCUGUCAAGGAGAACCAUGUAAUAGACGGACUAUUUUGGCUGAUCGUGUGUCCCAGCAGCUAUUGCGAGAGCAUGUAAAGCAAAAUCCUUCUGUAGAUUUUAGUCCUCGCUCGACGUUGCCUAAUCGGACCCAUGGCCUCUAGGUGGAAUGUUUGAAUCCGGAUUGGAUUUCAGAAUGAAUUGGCCUAGGAGGUAGUCUUUUGCCCCUUGUUAUGGCACUAAGUCUUUAGCCAUGAUGCAAAUGCUAGAAAAGGGUCCUGUGUGGUGGUAGCACUGCAGCUCGGGUUUUUUUGCAGCACGGAUUGGCUAAUAAAAAUCUCAUUAUGUGAGAUGGUUUGGUACACGACUCAGUUAGUUGCCAUGCCUUGUAAAAAAAAUUCAGAACUCUGCUAUCUGAUGUAGACUCAUUAAAGCUACAAGACUUUUAAAUCAGCUCAGAAAAGGUAGAGAGAAGUGGUGAAGUUUAGGAUGGACCUGCGUUUUUCUUGGUCAUCUCAGACGAUUUAGAAUCAAGGUGCGAUCUCGGAUGGUCUAGUUUAUGUUGUACAGGAGCCUAAUUUGGAUAUACAACCAGGCAAUCAGGCAUUUCAAUAUUUGGUAACCAAAGGAUUCCAGUCCCUUUGGAAUGGCUUAUACCUCUCUGAUGUAAUUGUCUAUAUAUUUAAUAUUUAUUAUGUUAGUAAUAUUGUUACCCUCUUUCUGUACAUUUCACUAUUUUAGUACAGAAAAUGUACUCAUUCAGACUGUAAUUUACUUUUGACAUCAGUAAAAUUUGAUGAAAAGAAAACAUUUCCAUUGCUCUUGCA